AUGGCUACCAAGAAAAAUAUUGCAGUACUCGGCUCAACCGGCAAUCAGGGUGGCUCUGUUGCCAAGAUAUUUCUGAGCGACCCGAAACUCAAGAAAGAUUGGACUGUCCGUGCUAUUACGCGAGACGUUACUAAGGCGUCUGCUAAGAAGCUUGAAAGCCAAGGUGCUGAGCUUGUUGCAGCCGACAUCAAUGAUGGCAAGUCAUUAGCCAAGGCCUUCUCUGGUGCCGCAGCAAUUUUUGCCGUCACGAACUACUGGGAUACUAUGAGCAAAGAACGUGAAGAGCAACAAGGCAGGACAAUUGUAGAUGCGGCAAAGGAUGCUCGAGUACAACAUUUUAUUUACAGCUCGUUAAUCGACGUUGCCAAGGCUACUAAUGGUAAAUUGCUCAAUGUUUAUCAUUUCGAUAGUAAGGCCGUUGUUGAGCAAUAUGCUCGCGACGCCGGAAUUCCAGCGACUUUCUUUCAGCCGGGUUUCUUCAUGUCGAAUAUCCCUGGACAGUUGCUGGCUCAAGAGUCGCCUGAAAAGCCGUGGACACUGGCGGUGCCAACACCAGAAACAGCGCCAUUCCCCAUGUUUGAUGCCGAGGCUGAUACGGGAAAGUUCGUCAAGGCCAUCAUAUUGAAGCGUGACGAGGUCCUAGGCAAGCGCGUGCUUGGUGCCACAGCGUACCAGACCCCUGCAGAGAUUCUCGUGGACUUCAAGAGCGCCUUCCCUAACGCCAGCAAGGAUGCUAAAUUCUUCUCCCUCCCUCACGAAAUGUUUACAGCUACAUUGAAAGGACAAGGCAUGCCAGACUUUGCAGCUGAGGAACUAUUGCAAAACUUCCGCCUAAUGGAUGAGGGUGGUUACUACGCUGGAGAGAAGUUGGAUUGGAGCUUAUCUAUUCUCGAGGAUAAGCCAACAACUUGGCUAGAACAUUUAAAGGCAGCGAAAGCCUUCCAAGGCCUGAAUUAG
Molecule: messenger RNA, 957 nt
Organism: Trichoderma aggressivum f. europaeum
Lineage: Eukaryota; Fungi; Ascomycota; Sordariomycetes; Hypocreales; Hypocreaceae
Exons: 4
Coding region: 1-957 (318 amino acids)
Cellular component (GO): nucleus
Source: RefSeq, a predicted model, not a curated record